Vidua macroura (Pin-tailed whydah) is the source of this 3190-nucleotide messenger RNA. It is a transcript of the gene DCAF6, whose product is annotated as DDB1 and CUL4 associated factor 6. Gene Ontology annotation, molecular function: protein binding. The record is from RefSeq and is a predicted model, not a curated record. Gene Ontology annotation, cellular component: Cul4-RING E3 ubiquitin ligase complex; cytoplasm. Lineage: Eukaryota; Metazoa; Chordata; Aves; Passeriformes; Viduidae. The transcript has 21 exons. Gene Ontology annotation, biological process: positive regulation of transcription by RNA polymerase II. The coding region runs from base 39 to 2810 and encodes 923 amino acids.
CCCCCCGGUGCGCGCGCCCUUCCCGCCCGCGCGGGGCCAUGUCCCGCGGGCGCUGCCCGCACCUGCUCUGGGACGUGCGGAAGCGGACCCUGGGGCUGGAGGAGCCCGGAUUGCUGCGCAGGCACUACCUCGGGAGAAGAGAAUUUAUCCAAAGAUUAAAACUUGAAGCAACCUUGAAUGUGCAUGAUGGAUGUGUGAAUACAAUUUGCUGGAAUGAUACAGGAGAAUAUAUCUUAUCUGGUUCAGAUGACACUAACCUGGUCAUUACUAACCCCUACAGCAGAAAGGUUCUCACAACGAUUCGCUCAGGACACAGGGCCAAUAUUUUCAGCGCAAAGUUCCUGCCAUGCACCAAUGACAAACAGAUUGUUUCUUGUUCCGGAGACGGAGUCAUUUUCUACACGAAUGUUGAACAGGAUGCAGAGACCAACAGGCAAUGCCAGUACACCUGCCACUAUGGGACUACCUACGAGGUUAUGACAGUACCAAAUGAUCCCUACACUUUCCUCUCUUGUGGUGAGGAUGGCACCGUGAGAUGGUUUGAUACUCGCAUCAAAACAAGUUGCACAAAGGAAGAUUGUAAAGACGAUAUUUUAAUAAACUGCCGUCGUGCUGCCACCUCUGUUGCUAUCUGUCCACCCAUCCCCUACUACCUGGCUGUAGGCUGUUCUGACAGCUCAGUGAGGAUCUAUGACAGGAGAAUGCUUGGCACAAGGGCAACAGGGAAUUAUGCUGGCAGGGGCACUGUUGGAAUGGUGGCACGUUUUGUCCCUCCUCAUCUCAACAACAAAUCCUGCAGGGUAACAUCCCUGUGUUACAGUGAAGAUGGCCAAGAGAUCCUUGUGAGCUACUCCUCAGAUUACAUUUACUUGUUUGAUCCUAAGGAUGACACAGCACGAGAACUUAAAGUCCCUUCUGCAGAAGAGAGAAGGGAAGAGUUACGUCAGCCUCCCGUUAAACGUCUGCGGCUCAGAGGGGAUUGGUCAGACACUGGGCCAAGAGCAAGGCCUGAGAGUGAGAGAGAGAGAGAUGGGGAGCAGAGUCCCAAUGUCUCUUUGAUGCAGAGGAUGUCAGACAUGCUGUCAAGGUGGUUUGAAGAAGCCAGUGAAGUUGCACAGAGCAAUCGAGGACGAGGAAGAUCACGGUCCAGAGGUGGGACUAAUCGGACUGAUGCUCCUGCUGCUAAUAACAUGGCACCUAGUAGAGAAUCAGAAACUGCAAUGGAAGUGGAUGGUUCUGAACAGCUUCCAUCAUCUUCCUCUUCUACCAUGUCAGCUCAAGCUCCUUCAACAUCAUCUUCGACAGAAAGUCCCCCUUCAACUUCAUUGCUGUCCUCUCCUGAUAAUGAGCAAAGGCCUUCUUUUGGGGCCUCAACUCAGCCUGUGCUGCAUCAGUCUGAGUUAAUGGGACCCGAGUUAGCAAUAAUCCGUAGGGGCCUGCAGCGACUGAGGCUUAAGAAGGCAGAGCAGCAGAGACAGCGAGAGCUGGCUGAGGGUUCUGCACCACAGCCCUCCUCUUCUGAGCAGGCCACCCCUAAGGGCUCCUCACAGGACCCUCAGGCAGCAGAUUCUCCUUCUUCAGUGGUUAACAAACAGCUUGGAUCCAUGUCACUUGAUGAGCCACAGGAGAGUGAUAAGCCACGAACAGGAACAGGUGAACCAGUUUUAAGUUUGCACUACAGUACAGAAGGAACAACUACAAGCACAAUAAAACUGGACUUCACUGAUGAGUGGAGCAGCACAAAUUCAAGCUCUAGAGGGAGUGGAAGUCAUUGCAAAACUGAAGGCCAAGAAGACUCUGUAAAAACAAAAGCUUUGGAUGAGUCAGGGCCUGAUGGGGAAGAAACAAGGGUUCCUGAUGAAUCUGUCAAGGAAGAUGCAAGUGCUGAAGAGCUGAAAAAUACAGAUGAAGCUGUAGAGACAACAGAAGCAACAGUAUCUGAUAAACCUGCUCCUGAGCACUCUGGAAUUCAAGCAGAAACAAAUGGCCCCAGUGCUGAUGCUGUCCCUGGGAGCGCAGAGGAAGAAGCCUCCUGUGAAGAGGGUGCGCACCAAGACAUUUGCAGUCAGAGCCCUGAGCCCACUGCCACCACCCUGCUGGCCAGCAAGGAGCCUCAGUCCCAGCUGGAAUCCUUCAGGCUCGUGGCCCCAGAGGAGGCCUCCACCAGGAGCUCGGCCCUGCAGGAGACCGACGACAGCGAUGACGACCCCGUCCUCAUCCCGGGGGCCAGGUAUCGAGGAGGCCCUGGGCACAGACGAUCCGCUGUCGCCCGCAUCCAGGAGCUCUUCAGGAGGAGGAAGGAGAGGAAGGAGAUGGAGGAACUGGAAACGCUCAACAUCAGGCGCCCCUUGAUAAAGAUGGUUUAUAAAGGUCACCGCAACUCCCGGACCAUGAUAAAGGAAGCCAACUUUUGGGGAUCCAACUUUGUCAUGAGUGGCUCAGACUGUGGCCACAUUUUCAUCUGGGACCGCCACACUGCUGAGCACCUCAUGCUGCUGGAGGCUGACAACCACGUGGUGAACUGCCUGCAGCCUCACCCCUUCGACCCCAUUCUGGCCUCUUCGGGUAUUGAUUAUGACAUAAAAAUUUGGUCACCACUGGAAGAAUCCAAGAUUUUUAACAGGAAACUUGCAGAUGAGGUUAUAACUCGUAAUGAAUUAAUGCUGGAGGAGACCAGAAACACCAUCACUGUUCCAGCCUCCUUCAUGCUCCGAAUGUUGGCUUCGUUGAAUCACAUAAGAGCAGACCGAUUGGAAGGCGACAGAUCAGAAGGUUCUGGCCAGGAGAAUGAAAACGAAGAUGAAGAGUAACCAACAGUUGUGUGUGAGCACCUGGAAGUCAAUGAAAUUUGUAUAAGACAUUAAUUAUAUUUUUCCUUACAGAGCUUUAGUGCAAUUCUGAGGUAUUGCUUUUGGAUAACCUAACCUUUUGUUUUUUUGAAUGACUGUGUGCAUGACUUGGGGAGAGUGUGCAAGUUAAAAUAAACACAAAUGUUUUUAAAAUGUUUUGCCAUGUAUGAGGGGUGCUAGAAGAUGCCAAGUGCAAUAUUUUCCUUAAACAGCAAAUGUGGGAGCUUGGAUCAAUGUUUUAAAGUAACUUUCAUGAUAGUAAAAACGUUGGUUCAAAUAAAUUUCUAUACCUGCUGUUUGCAUGUUUGUUGCUUUCUAAUUAAAAGAUUUGGUUGUUUUAA